Molecule: messenger RNA, 570 nt
Organism: Strongylus vulgaris
Lineage: Eukaryota; Metazoa; Nematoda; Chromadorea; Rhabditida; Strongylidae
Source: the annotation of a GenBank genome assembly
AUGGGUAUCUGGCAACUUCUUUUACAGAAUCUUGGUGGUAGGGAGCUUACAAAGACACAGUCUUGCAAUUUAGACAUAGCCCAAAAGAUAUACGACCUACUGAAAACACCCGUAAACCGCAUGACAGUGAGAGAGAUUGCCAAUAGAAUUGCUGACAAAUUGCCUGAGAAAAAUGAUGGCAUGACAGCGACAGCAAAGGUCGGUAUGGCGGUGAAGGCUCAUUCGGAAACAUUUUCGCUGAGCGCUUUGAAUGCAGGCUAUCGUUCGUACUCUAUGCUUAUUUUUGCAGAUGGCAUCGUGAGGAUAAUUCAGAAAGCUCGUCGGCCUGAUAUAGAAACGAUGGAAGAUCACCGUGCUUAUGGCAAUGCAGUAAAUUAUGGGCGGAUGCAGAACCAGAAUUAUAUGGCAGAAAGAGGCGCGCCACCACCUCCUGGUCAUCCAUCACCUCAUGAUCCAGUUUAUGGAAAUAAUUUUGAAAACAGGCGAGAAGAAUAUAUGCCUAGAGAUUGGAACGAAAGAGGUAUGGAUGACAGCACACGCAGAGAUCCUUGCAGACAACCGAAUAAUGAA